Molecule: messenger RNA, 2689 nt
Organism: Apaloderma vittatum (bar-tailed trogon)
Lineage: Eukaryota; Metazoa; Chordata; Aves; Trogoniformes; Trogonidae
Gene: AKAP1
Product: A kinase (PRKA) anchor protein 1
Exons: 10
Coding region: 1-2661 (886 amino acids)
Molecular function (GO): RNA binding
Source: RefSeq, a predicted model, not a curated record
AUGGCUUUACGUUUCCGCAAUGCCGUCACGUAUGUCAUACCUGCCGGAGUCCUGGCACUUCUUGGCUGCUGGUGGAUGUAUUCCCAUAGAAAAAAGCAUCCAAGCUAUCACCACAACCAACCAAUAGCCACCAAAGGAGAGCAACAGGGGGAAGUGCCAGAGAAUGAUUUGUCACCCAAAACAGAAGCGUGCGUUCCUCAAAGACUGCCUCUCUGGUCAGAAGAGGAAUGCUCAGAGAAUGAAACCUCGACCUCCCUGCUGCCAGCAGGGUCGACGACGCCCUCUCUUCUGGGUGAAACUCAUGAGAGGCUAGAUCUCUCCCAGGACCUUCCAGACCUGUCACCAGUGACAACUCAGCCCAGCACCUUCGAAGACGACAGUGAAAAACUGGAGACAAUAGGAUCUCAAGAUGAAAGCAGUGUCCCUGCUUGUGUUUCUCUCCCUCUGAUCUCAAAGAGCGCAGAGUGUCACGGCGGUGCUGCAGCGAGCCGUGUGCAGGAUCCGAGCCGUGGAGCAACCCACGAUCAGUGGCCAUCGGCACCGAUGACGGUGACACGAGAGUCUUUGGGAAUCGUGAAGGAGAUCAGCAAUGCAGAGCAGUCAGGUGAUUCUUCGUUUAAGCCCCCUAAGGAAAUCCAGGUGCCAGAAGUUGUGCUAUCGAAUAGUGGCUCUGCGAUAGCCCUUUGCCUGGGAUUGGAGAAGGAAGCCAAUACCCCACAAGCCUUUCUCGGCGAUGAUGCCGAAGUUGUGUCAGGUCACAAGGAUUUUGCAGUGAGCAGGUUACCGGAUAGUUUGGAGUCUGCCUGUUUGGAGCAAUCCAGGGAAGAAGAGAUGUCCGAGUCAAUUGUUAGUACUGUGCCUGUGUGUCAGGAGGAGGACACACAGCCAAAAGGAGCUGAACUGGAAGGAGAGAAGAUUGGAGGAGUGAGUUUAGACAAGGGAGAAGGCAAGAAAAUUGAGCAAGUAGCAAUACAGAUAAUUUCCAAUGUCAUUUUGGCAGCAACUGAGGAAGUGCUGUCUGGUUCCGCGAGUGACGCGCCCACUCGGAUGUGCCAGACUGCAGCCAGCAGAGUUAGGAGACCUCUGGAGGUGCCAAGUGUUGUUGCCCCUGAUCGGAUGCUUGCGGAGGGAGCAGCAGGAGCUGAUGAGAGCAUUGCUGUGAGGAGUGAUGCUGUGGUGCUCACAUCCCCGCUGACAGAGGAGCGGGGUCAGAGCGUGACAGCUUCCAGCUGUUUAACGCACAGCUGUUUGCCUGGCCCCGUUCAGGGAGAUGUGAAAGACUGUCGGGUUAAGAGCCAUGUGUGCGGUGAGUCCCAAGGAGUUGAUCGGACUCCUCUGCAAAACUGCAGGGGGUCACUGGCAAAGUCACCUUUGGCUGUGGAGGACUCUGGGUGCAGCAUGUACGUAUCUGAAGGUGGGACAAGCGUGGAGGACCCACUGCAGAACACAAUGCUGUCUGUCACAUCAGGCCAGCAUUCGGACUCGCUGAGCACAUCUGCAUCCCAAGACACAUCUGCUGAGCAGAGCUCGGUACCAAGUGAAAUCCCUUCGACUCUGCAGCUGCCCGAAGGCAGCACCGUGCCGUGCAGCAAUGGGAUACUGAAAGAGGAUGGCCCAGACCUGCAUCGUGAGUGCAGCAGGGCAGCAGCCAUGGAUGGAGAUCAGUCAGGAGGUUCGGACGUAAAUAAUGUGGAUUUUGUGGACAGUGGCUGUGCCAUGAGGAAGACAGUGGCUCUCCAGAACUCUAAGCUUGGAGGGGAAUCCAGCAAGUCCGACUUCAUUAUCUGGGAAAUAGAGGUCCCAAAGGGGUUAGUUGGCCGCUUGAUCGGCAAACAAGGAAGAUUUAUGAGCUUCUUGAGGCAAGCGUCUGGUGCCAAAAUUUAUGUCUCAACACUACCUUAUUUCCGUGACUCCCAAAUCUGUCACAUUGAGGGCUCCCCGCAUCAAGUUGAGAAAGUGCUGAGCCUCAUUGGCAAGAAGUUCAAAGAGCUGUGUCUCACCAACAUCUAUGCUCUACCUCCACCAACACCGCUGACGCUUCAUUCCCUCCUUAUGACUGCCUGGCUGUUCCUCCCAGAUGGAGUCACCGUAGAGGUGGUCGUGGCGAACCAAGUCGACGCGGGGCACAUGUUCCUGCAGCAGCACACACACCCCACUUUCCAUGUCCUGCGUAGCCUCGACCAGCAGAUGUAUGCCUGCUAUUCUCAGCCUGAAAUUCCAACCCUCCCAACUCCAGUAGAAGUUGGCAUUAUCUGUGCAGCUCCAGGCCUGGAUGGGGCAUGGCUGCGGGCGCAAGUUAUCACCUAUUUCGAAGAGACCAAUGAAGUGGAGCUCAGAUACGUGGACUAUGGAGGAUACGACAAAGUGAAGGUCGACACACUCAGACAAAUCAGGUCUGAUUUUUUAUCACUGCCUUUCCAAGGAGCAGAAGUUUUACUAGACAACGUGGUGCCACUUCCAGAGGAGGAUCACUUCUCCCCCGAAGCGGAUGCCGCUGUCAGUGAGAUGACCAGAGGCGCAGUCCUGGUGGCGCAGGUCACAAAUUAUGACAGCGCGACAGGUCUGCCGCUGAUACAGCUGUGGAACUUGAUGGGAGAUGAGGUGGUGUCGAUAAACAGAACUCUGGUGGAAAGAGGAUUUGCUCAGUGGCUCGACUACUAGCAACAUCCCGGAUGCCUCCACAACUCUU